Molecule: messenger RNA, 3298 nt
Organism: Helianthus annuus (common sunflower)
Lineage: Eukaryota; Viridiplantae; Streptophyta; Magnoliopsida; Asterales; Asteraceae
Product: serine/threonine-protein phosphatase BSL1
Exons: 19
Coding region: 1-3222 (1073 amino acids)
Biological process (GO): brassinosteroid mediated signaling pathway
Molecular function (GO): protein binding; phosphoprotein phosphatase activity
Source: RefSeq, a predicted model, not a curated record
AUGACAAAUACAAAUGGCAUCGAUGUUGGUUUGGUUUCUUGUCUUGAGUGCAGAGUCGUCGUUCAAGGGCAGGGUCCUGGUCCUCGUUAUGGACAUGUCAUGGACUUGGUUGCCCAACGAUAUCUUGUUACUUUUAGUGGCAACGAUGGAAAGAAAGUGCUUUCGGAUGCAUGGACUUUGGAUACCGCUCAAAAACCGUAUGAAUGGCUGAGGCUGAAUACAGGAGGAGAUAAACCUUCAGCUAGAAUGUAUGCUACAGCUAGUGCUCGCUCGGAUGGUAUGUUUUUGCUUUGUGGUGGAAGAGACACUUCAGGCGUGCCCUUAGCAGAUGCUUAUGGACUACUUAUGCAUAAAAAUGGACAAUGGGAAUGGACUCUUGCACCUGGAGUUUCACCGUCAUCAAGGUACCAACAUGCUGCGGUUUUUGUUGGCACUAGAUUGCAUGUCACGGGAGGUGCUCUUAAGGGAGGGCGUGUGGUAGAGGGUGAAUCGGCUGUUGCAGUUUUGGACACUGCUGCUGGAGUUUGGUUAGAUAGACAUGGCUUGGUGACUUCUUCACACAAUGACAAUGAACAAAAUGAAGAUCCGUCUUUAGAUCUCAUGCGUCGUUGUCGGCAUGCAAUGUCAUCAGUUGGUUCUCGUUUAUAUGUGUAUGGUGGUCUUCGAGGAGUUGGUAUCAGAGCCUUGGUUGUUCAAAUGGCUUGUUGUGGAAGUAAGUAUUCGCAUAAUCGUAGAACUGCCGAUAGAGGCAACGGUGAAGAUGCUUCGGAUUUGCUCAAUCGUGAGGUUGAGCAUGACCGACAACUCGCAUGGCUUACCCCUGGAUUGGGAUCGGUUGAGCGGGUUGGACAACUACAACCUCUAAUCCCUGGAUUGGGAUUAGUAUUACCGUCGACGUGGAAGGAAACGGAACCGGAAGAACUUGUCCGGGACGAGUUAUCCGGGGAUGAGGAGCAUCCUACCAACGGCGACACUAUCUUUGAUUCUCCUCCCGUGUAUGAUGAAUACGAGGACGGGGAAUGGUAUUCUUGGAUGACCGGGUGUGCGAUCGAAACCUUGGAAGUCCGUCAGAUAAGCGAUGUCAAAUUCAGGAAAGUUGAUGAGUUUCAUCACCAUCUUGAAUAUCCAACCUUUUGUAGCCGAUCAAAAAAGUUUGAAUCUGAUGAAGGUACUGCUUUUGAUUCCUUUUUGAACCGCCAUCAUAUUCAUUUACGUUUCUUUGGGAGGUGUGAUCUCGGUGAUUAUAUGGUUCGGCUCAGGUCUUGUAUUAUUAGAAUUACACAAACUUUGGGAUCACCUUUGGUUAUUCUUCAUAAGGAAGGAGAUAAAGUUAUUAAUGUGGAUGGGGAUGAUUUAAAUGAAAAUUAUGAACCCCUUCAUAGUGGACAUACCCGUGGAUUUCAAGAAAAAAAUGAGAAACUAGUUGAAGAUAAUGGCUCCACAUAUAUGGGGCAGCUUUAUGACAAAGUUACCAAUAAAUUUAAUUCCAAUGGUGAUGGCAACUUAUUGUCGCAUCUCAAUAUCUCAACAACAGGUGGUACGAGUCUUGGAUCGAGGGAGGCGACUUGUAAACUUAAGCUAUUUAGGCGGGUCAUCAUGAUAAUAAUAUAUGAUAGUCGGGUUGAUGUUCCUUUUGAUCCAGGUGGCUUUGAUGUGUUGUUAGGUGAUUUUCUCAUAGCAGAGAAUUCACCAAUUCAUUCGGAUGUCAAUAAUCCUGAAUUAACAUCUGAAAAGGGUUCAAACAUGACAACUCCUAGGGCAAAUCAUUUGUGCCCGUUUGAUCCUAUAUCUCUUGACGGCGGGUCUGAAAGUCCCUUAUCCACCACCUUAAGUGUUGACAAAGAAUCUGCUCAAAGGCAGGCUGAAGUGAAUGCUACUUAUUCAACCUGGCAAGCUGCACAAACACAUAUUGCAAAUCCUAACGAAUUUAUAAGCUCGCAAACCAUGCUGGGUAGCUCAGAGGGUGGUACAGGACCCCGGGAUGUGCAACUUCACCCAAGAGCUGUUGUAAUUGCCAGAGAAGCCAUAGGAAACCUCGGUGGGUUGGUAAGGCAGUUGUCAUUGGAUCAUUUUGAAAAUGAGAGUAAGCGUAUGAUGCCUUUCCAAAAUGACAUGUCUGCAAAAAGGUUCAUGAGGCAGAAGUCACCUCAAGGCUUACACAAAAAGGUGAUUGCUACUUUACUUAAGCCUCGAAACUGGAGCCCACCAGCAGACAGGAAGUUUUUUCUGGAUGCUUAUGAAGUGGGAGAGCUUUGCUAUGCUGCUGAGCAGAUAUUCAUACAAGAACCUACAGUUCUUGAUCUGAAAGCUCCUAUUAAAGUGUUUGGUGAUCUACAUGGACAGUUUACCGAUCUUAUGCGCCUAUUUGAUGAAUAUGGAUUCCCUUCCAGUGCUGGAGAUAUAACGUAUAUCGAUUAUUUAUUCCUUGGAGAUUACGUCGAUAGAGGACAACAUAGCCUGGAGACAAUCACUUUGCUUCUUGCUCUUAAGGUUAAUUAUCCCCAAAAUUUUCACUUAAUACGUGGGAACCAUGAAGCUGCUGAUGUAAAUGCACUCUUUGGCUUCCGUCCUGAAUGCAUUGAAAGAAUGGGAGAGAACGACGGAAUCUGGGCAUGGAAACGGUUUAAUCAGCUGUUUAACCAUCUUCCGCUUGCAGCACUUAUAGAGCAAAAGAUUAUAUGUAUGCAUGGUGGCAUAGGAAGGUCGAUUCAUACAGUUGAACAGAUUGAGAAAAUAGAAAGACCCAUAAACAUGGAUGCUGGAUCUGUUGUCUUGAUGGACUUACUAUGGUCUGACCCAACCGAAAACGAUAGCGUGGAAGGUUUGAGACCAAAUGCAAGGGGACCGGGCCUUGUUACUUUCGGGCCUGACAGGGUUACAGACUUCUGUAAUAGAAACAAACUUCAGUUGAUUAUAAGAGCACACGAAUGUGUAAUGGAUGGGUUCGAGCGAUUUGCUCACGGACAGUUAAUUACCCUUUUCUCUGCGACAAACUAUUGUGGGACUGCUAAUAAUGCUGGAGCUUUACUAGUGAUCGGCAGAGGAUUGGUGGUUGUUCCAAAACUGAUUCACCCGUUGCCACCACCACUUGAACCAGAAACAUCUCCAACAUCCGUCGAAGAGCGCCACUGGAUGCAGGAGCUCAAUAAUCAAAGACCACCAACUCCUACUAGGGGCCGGCCCCAGCCUGAUAACGAUAGGAGCUCGCUUGCAUACAUUUGACAACACAAGUUCAUAUUUCCGCUUUUAUUUCAACAUCUUACAGAUUUUCUACCAAAACAACAGAUUAUGAAUGUAU